This is a messenger RNA of Jatropha curcas, 1855 nucleotides long. RefSeq names its product organic cation/carnitine transporter4 (gene OCT4). Gene Ontology annotation, biological process: transmembrane transport. The record is from RefSeq and is a predicted model, not a curated record. Gene Ontology annotation, cellular component: membrane. Gene Ontology annotation, molecular function: transmembrane transporter activity. Lineage: Eukaryota; Viridiplantae; Streptophyta; Magnoliopsida; Malpighiales; Euphorbiaceae.
ACAACUCUCUCUCUCAAUCAGCCAUUUCUAUAUAACAAGCAUUCUUCUAGCAAUAAAUGUAAUAUUACAGAAACAACAAAUAAAACAGAAACAAAUAUGGCGAUCACGUCGUCACCAUCAGAUCCGGACCUCCGGUCGCCGCUGCUCAAACCUUCUCCGAAAGAAUCCGAACCGGAAAAGUUAACGAUAGAUGAUAUGCUUCAAAAGUACUGCGGCGAAUUUGGCUUAUGGCAAUUCCGUCACUUUGUGCUAACCAGCUUAGCUUGGGCUCUCGAAGCGUUUCACGCCAUGGUCAUGAUCUUUGCCGAUCGUGAACCGGAUUUCAGGUGUUUGGGUUCGGGUUGUGAGGAAACGGCUAAAAGCGUUUGUUCGUUUGAACCGGGUUCGUGGGAAUGGGUCGGUGUUCUAGAAAGCUCCACAGUUGCUGAGUGGAGUUUGGUUUGCAAUCAGAAGUUCAAGGUUGGUUUGGUUCAGGCCGUUUUCUUUGGCGGCUGCAUGAUCGGUGCAGGAAUAUUUGGCCAUCUUUCAGACUCCAAACUGGGAAGAAAAGGCUCUCUAACAGUAGUUUGCUUGUUAAACGCAUUAUUUGGUUGCUUAACAACAUUAGCCCCAGACUACUGGACCUAUCUCGUUCUCCGUCUUCUCACUGGUUUCAGCACCGGAGGAGUUGGCCUAUGCGCCUUUGUUCUUGCCACCGAGCCUGUUGGCCCUACUAAGCGUGGCACAGCUGGCAUGUCCACAUUCUACUUUUUCUCAAGUGGAAUAGCCGUAUUAUCUGGUAUAGCAUACUUAUUUCAAUCUUGGCGUGCACUCUACAUUGCCUCCUCAAUUCCUUCAAUUAUUUACCUUGUAUUUGUUAUUCCGUUUAUCUCCGAGUCUCCGCGAUGGUACCUUGUCCGCGGGAGAAUCAGCGAAGCAAUGAAAAUAAUGCGCAAAAUUGCUAAUUCAAAUGGAAAGUUUCUUCCUGAUGGAGUUAUUCUAGCCCUAGACGAAGAUGCAAAUGAUAGUCGUUCAAGCAAUGAACAAAAUUGCAAGAAAGAACCUACAGAAACAAAAGAAGCAAUAACAGGUUCUUUAAUUGAUGUAGUUAAAUCACCAAUAACAAGAAUCCGCUUGUUUUUAGCUGUGGCUAUUAACUUCUUGUGUUCUGUUGUCUAUUACGGUCUUAGCUUAAACGUCGUCAACCUCCAAACCAACCUUUACUUUAACGUGCUGCUAAAUGCAGUAGCAGAAAUGCCAGCAUUCCUUAUAACAGCAGUUUUGUUGAACAAAUUCGGAAGGAAACCAUUAGCGGUCGGAACAUUAUGGUUUAGUGGUUUAUUUUGCUUUAUGGGAAGUUUGAUGGGAAGUGUCGGGGUAUGGAAAGUGACAAAGAUGGUGUGUGGGAUAUUUGGUAUAUUUGGAAUGGCCGGAACUUACAAUUUACUCUUCAUAUAUACAGCAGAGUUAUUUCCUACGGUGGUUAGAAACGCUGCCCUUGGUUGUGCAACACAAGCAGCACAAAUGGGGGCAAUAUUGGCACCACUUAUUGUCGUUUUAGGUGGUGCCUUGCCGUUUUCUGUUUUUGCGGUUUGUGGAAUUGUGGGAGGACUGCUUGCGUUUUACUUGCCGGAGACACUAAAUCAGCCGUUGUAUGAUACAAUGAGUGGAUUAGAGGAUGGUGAAAGUGGCUGGAGAGGUGUUUGAUGUUUUGCUUCUUUGAAAUAUGUAUUUUGAGUUUUGAGUAACAUGAGGAAGAGUUGAUGAGGCCUUCUAGGGCCAUAGCAAUUAGUCAAUAUUGUAAUGGACACAAAACUGGGGAUGAGCAUAUGGUAAUAAAUUUAAAAUGGGGAUGAGCAUCUUUUUUUUUUACUCA